Blastomyces dermatitidis ER-3 is the source of this 1758-nucleotide messenger RNA. Its product is annotated as nucleic acid-binding protein. Gene Ontology annotation, molecular function: RNA binding. The coding region runs from base 162 to 1067 and encodes 301 amino acids. The transcript has 3 exons. The record is from RefSeq and is a predicted model, not a curated record. Lineage: Eukaryota; Fungi; Ascomycota; Eurotiomycetes; Onygenales; Ajellomycetaceae.
UCUUCGCCCAUGCAACUUUUUUUCUUCCAACCUCAUCCUCACCCUCGCCCGCCCUCCUUGUCAACCUUUGAAAAGUUUCUUUUAUUCUUCUGAUUGCAUCUUCCUUUGUGUGAUAUACUUGUAUAUUGUUGUGAUAAUUUUUAUUUUACACCCCAAUCAAAAUGAUUUCUCUCAGACACGUAGCAUUCCGCGCAAUCAGCGCAUUUCCGACUGGUUUUGCCGUUAAGCCCGGAACUCUAGCUGCACUUGGCCCAUCGCUCCUGAGAUUGACUGCCCAGCCCCCCAAAGUAGCUUUCCAGCAGCGAUCGAACUUCAACUCUGCUUAUCAGAGCGAACCGUAUGAUCGGAGGAACGACAGACUGGAAUAUACUCGAAGUGUCGGUUAUCAGAAGAAAGAUGUUCUGCCACUCAAACCCAAUGACACCAUCUACGUUGGCAACCUCUUUUUCGAAGUCACCGCUGAAGACUUGAAACGCGAUCUGGCAAAAUUCGGAACUAUCCAUUCAGUUCGCAUUGUCUAUGACAGCCGUGGAUUGAGCAGAGGUUUUGCCUAUGUCCAGUUCGACUCUAUUGAAGCUGCUGAGGCUGCAAUUGCCGAGUUGAAUAUGUCCCUCUAUGAAGGACGUAGGAUCGUUGUCAACUAUUCGACCCGCGGUAGCACUGAACCCAAAACACGCGCUACUGGACCAACAAAGACCCUUUUCAUUGGAAACCUGUCCUUUGAAAUGACCGAUCGCGAAUUGAAUGAGAUGUUCAAGGAUAUCCCCAACGUUAAAGAUGUCCGCGUCUCGGUCGACAAAAGAACCGGCAGGCCUCGCGGAUUUGCCCACGCUGACUUCCUGGACGUCGAGAGCGCCCAGGCCGGGAUGGAGCUUCUCAAGGACAAGGCGCCUUAUGGACGUCCUCUUCGCAUCGAUUUCAGCCUCAACACCAGGGAUACGCCGGGUUACCGAAGAGGCCCCCGAUCCUCGGAGCCCUUCGACCCGGAGGCUGCUGAGACCCAAGAGGCCACUUCUGAAUCUGCCUCUGAAUCUGCCUCUGAAUCCGUAUCUGAAUCCACACGGUAGAGUCGGUUACCCGCAAUAUAUUUUUUUUUAUAUAAAAAAAAGUGAAUGAAGCUCUGGAUACAUACAUUACCGUAAACUGAGAAUGGGGGCAUGCACAGGUGUCUAGUGUAAUAUUUUACGUACUAUGGGCGUUCUAUCUGUUGCAUCGAUUUUGAUCAUGGGAUUGUUGGGGCGCGGGAAAAGGAACAAGAUGGGUCCUCCCAUGUUUCGUUCUCCUUUCUCUUUUCCCUGUCAACCUCUUUAUCCUUAACUACCUUUAGCCUUCUGUCUCCCUGGUUCUCAACUUUCCAUGCCCCCACGCCCUUUUUCAUCUCUUUCUCCACUGUAUUUCUUUCUAAAAUUGUAAAUUAUACUUGCAUGUACGGCUGUUCAUGAGUCUUUUGUAAAAUUUGCUUUUCUCAUCUUUUUUCUGCCUUAUUUUAUUGUUUUAUUAGUACAGGCGGACUACUAUUUUGUGGUUUUAGAAUAAUAUGGCUUGAGUAAUAUGGUCUUAGUCUCCUCUUUUGAAGAAUGAACAACAAAACAAUCGAUGCUUUUGUUAAUAUUCCUCCAUCGGGCAAAACAUGUUUUGACCCUUCCACAUGAAAACUCAAGAUGGCUGACUAAUGGCUCGCUGAUUAACACGAGUAAUGUACGGUAUUGUAUGCUACGCAUGAGCUCAACACAAAUUUGGUUGACGAACCAAUCAUUG